This is a messenger RNA of Poecilia reticulata (guppy), 468 nucleotides long. Lineage: Eukaryota; Metazoa; Chordata; Actinopteri; Cyprinodontiformes; Poeciliidae. The record is from RefSeq and is a predicted model, not a curated record.
UAUGCUUACUUCUGCAUGCUGGUUCGYAUUCCACCUUAUCUUUGUGGACCACACGUCCCGUUCUUGUCGUCAGCCUUAAUUUCCAGAAGACGUAUUACGAAGCCAAACACACGUGAGACGACAUUGGGAGUCCUGGUGUUGAAACAUUUCCUGUGUCUCGUCUUUCUUUCUGAAGUUGCUGACUCGUUCGACCACAAGAAGUUCUUCGAGAUCGUUGGUCUGAAGUCCAAAUCCCCCGACGAUGUGAAGAAGGUCUUCACGGUGCUGGACGCCGACAACAGCGGCUUUAUAGAGGAAGAGGAGCUCAAAUUUGUCCUGAAGGGUUUUGCCAAGGAUGGUAGAGACCUGACAGACAAAGAAACCAAAGCGUUUUUAAAAGCGGCUGACAAGGACGGAGACGGCAAGAUUGGAAUCGAUGGUAAAUACAAAACGUCUAAAUCCGACCGCGAAUGAAAUUAAAUUAAUAAU